Scutellospora calospora is the source of this 174-nucleotide messenger RNA. The record is from the annotation of a GenBank genome assembly. NCBI's taxonomy places the organism in Eukaryota, Fungi, Glomeromycota, Glomeromycetes, Diversisporales, Gigasporaceae.
AUGUCUCAACUUUUAAAUAAUGAAUUAAAUAAUUCUAUUCAAGAAAUAGAACUCCCUCUUGAAUCUUGUAACAAUAACAACAUUCAUUCAGAAAUUGUUUCAGAAAAAAAUAAUCAAGAAAAAAUAUUUUUUUGUAUUAAAUUUGAAGGUGAUAAAAAGUUGAGCUUCAAAUUG